Messenger RNA from Herpailurus yagouaroundi (jaguarundi), 420 nucleotides. Its product is annotated as olfactory receptor 56A3-like. Gene Ontology annotation, biological process: G protein-coupled receptor signaling pathway. The transcript has a single exon. NCBI's taxonomy places the organism in Eukaryota, Metazoa, Chordata, Mammalia, Carnivora, Felidae. Gene Ontology annotation, molecular function: olfactory receptor activity. The record is from RefSeq and is a predicted model, not a curated record. Gene Ontology annotation, cellular component: plasma membrane. The annotation marks the transcript as partial.
AUGACAGCACAUCAAAAUGGCACCAUCUCCUUUGAGAUUUCAGACUUCCUCCUGAAUUGUUUUGUCAGGUCCCCCAGCUGGAAGCUCUGGUUGUCCCUGCCACUCAGCCUCCUCUUUCUCCUGGCCAUGGGAGCCAAUAGUGUUCUCCUGAUCACCAUCUGGCUGGAAGCCUCUCUGCAUGAACCCAUGUAUUACCUGCUCAGUUUCCUGUCACUAUUGGAUAUCGUGCUCUGCCUCACUGUCAUCCCCAAGGUCCUGGCCAUCUUCUGGUUUGACCUCAAGUCCAUAAGCUUCUAUGCCUGCUUCCUCCAGAUGUACAUCAUGAAUUGCUUCCUUGGCAUGGAGUCCUGCACAUUCAUGGUCAUGGCCUAUGACCGCUAUGUAGCCAUCUGCCACCCACUGAGGUAUCCAUCCAUCAUC